Ochlerotatus camptorhynchus is the source of this 1071-nucleotide messenger RNA. RefSeq names its product zonadhesin-like. The record is from RefSeq and is a predicted model, not a curated record. The coding region runs from base 22 to 1071 and encodes 349 amino acids. NCBI's taxonomy places the organism in Eukaryota, Metazoa, Arthropoda, Insecta, Diptera, Culicidae. The transcript is spliced from 6 exons.
CCGUUCGUAGUUUUCAUUGCUAUGUGUGCCAUGUUUGGCGCUGUUCUAAGUGAUGUGUGUGGUCCGAAUGAGGUGCCCGCUGAAUGCGGCAACAGUUGUGAGCCAACUUGUGAUACAUUGGGCCAAGAAACCGGAAUCUGUAACAGCAUGUGCAUACCUGGAUGUACUUGCAGUUCCGGUUAUGUUCGUAAUGGUAAUGGAGAUUGCGUGUUGCCUGAAAAGUGUGAUUUAGGUGUGGUAGUCGAAGAGUUAACUGCAACCGGAGCUUGUCUCGCUUUCUAUAUUGCUUCCCCUCCAGCAUGCAACGAUCUCAACGAAGAGUACCUGGAGUGUGGCACGGCUUGUCCGAAAACAUGCCAGAACCUGGAUAUCGAUGAUGCUUGCAGUGACGAGUGCGUCUCAGGAUGCUUCUGCAAGGAAGGCUUCGUGCGUGGUAGCUCUACGGGACCGUGCAUUCCACCAAGUGAGUGUUCCAGCUGUCCCAAAAAGCGAGUGCAGCUCCAAGCCAAAUCAUCAGUUCAAUCCAAGCCUCCAGCUAAGUUCAAGUUAUCAAUCCAAGCGAAGAUGAAGUUUUCAGCUAUUCCCAUUAUCGUAGCGGUUUGCAUUAACUUUGCAUUGGCUCGUCCACAAUGUGCGCCUUGUAAUAAUUGUACUCAACCAUACGAAGAAUACCAACUAUGCGGGACAGGCUGUCCCGCGACCUGCGAUAACCAGCACCCAGGAGUUUGUAAUACAGUCUGCGUAGCUGGUUGCUUCUGUACCGAUGGUUACGUCCGCAACACCGUUGAUGGGACCUGUGUCUUGCCUGCCAAUUGUCCAUGUGCUACAACUACCACUCCGGAACCGUGUACGACUACCACUACUACAGAAGAGCCAUGCACUACUACGACUACUACGCAGGAACCUUGCACUACGACUACAACGACUCAAGAACCGUGUACUACAACUACUACCACCCAAGAGCCUUGCACUACUACGACUACCACUCAGGAACCAUGCACUACUACAACCACAACUGAAGAGCCUUGCAGUACUACGACUGUUGACCCCCCAUGCGCUGAAAAAAAUUAA